Messenger RNA from Schistosoma spindalis, 1736 nucleotides. NCBI's taxonomy places the organism in Eukaryota, Metazoa, Platyhelminthes, Trematoda, Strigeidida, Schistosomatidae. The record is from the annotation of a GenBank genome assembly.
AUUAUGUGUUGGUAGGACAAAAUGCUCAACUCAUUGAAAUAAUAUAACUUUCGAAAUCGAGUCUAGUUUAAUAGCAGCCCUUGAAAUUUAUUGACUUUGUGAAUUAAUACCAUAGACUGACAUCGGUCAAAAAUUUAAGAUAAUCGUCUCUUAAAGUCCCUUAGAUCGCUUGGUUUAUGUUAUAUUCUUUAACCAACAAAAUGUCUUCUGGACAGACAUGAACCUAUAAACGAUCUAAAGCGUGUUAGUAGUAUAACAGCAAUUGAAACGUCAACGUAUAAUUACAAGAUUUUUUGUUUGUAAAAAUGAGUAAUCCUUCUAUUCGGUUUAAGUGUACUAUGAACAAUACGAUUCUUGAUGUCCUAAGAAACCGAGGGUGGAUUGAGGUUUGCAGAGAGGAAGAAUGUGAUUUCUUUUGGUGUGAUCCCAUGACAAUGAAAGAGUUAUUUGAUCAUGGAUUAAUGGGUAAUAUAUCAAAGAUUUGUCAUUUUCGGAAUCACUUUGAGCUUACACGUAAAAAUUUAAUGGUUAAAAAUUUAAAACGUUUAAAACGUAAAUGGGAAAAAGAAUAUAAUAAACAAGAAAGUCAAAUAUUGGAUUUUUUCCCAACAACAUUUGAAUUACCAAUGGAAUAUCAUAUGUUUAUUGAAGAAUUUCGUAAAUAUCCUGGUUCUAUAUGGAUAAUGAAACCUAUAGCUAAAUCACAAGGUAAAGGAAUAUUUCUAUUUCGUAAAUUAAAAGAAAUUGAAGCAUGGAAACGUACUGGAAUGAGAUUUGAACAACAACAAUCUAUUAGUGAUACACAAAAUCGGGAACUCCCUGAAACUUAUGUUGUUUCAAGAUAUAUCACUAAUCCAUAUUUAUUAUGUGGACGUAAAUUUGAUUUACGUGUUUAUGUUCUUGUUACAUCUUUUAAUCCAUUGAAGGUUUGGGUUUAUAGAGAUGGAUUUGCUCGUUUUUCUAAUACAAGAUUUUCAUUAGAUUCUAUUGAUGAUCAAUAUAUACAUUUAACAAAUAUUGCUGUACAAAAGACUGCACCUGAUUAUGAUGCUGAAAAAGGUUGUAAAUGGUCUAUUGGUCGUUUACGUCGACAUCUUUUAUCUAUAUAUGGCUAUAAAAAAGUUGCCGAGUUAUUUCAUCAAGUGGAUAUCAUAUUUAUUGGAAGUUUAUUAAGUGUUCAAAAGAUUAUUAUCAAUGAUAAACGUUGCUUUGAAUUAUAUGGUUAUGAUAUAUUACUUGAUGAUAAUUUACGUCCAUGGUUAUUAGAAAUUAAUGCAUGUCCAUCAUUGACAGCUUCAUCUAAAGAAGAUUAUAUAUUAAAAACUAAUCUUUUGAAUGAUAUGUUAGAUGUUGUGGAUUUGGAGGGUCGUUUAACAAGUUUUGAGAAACGUGUUGGUGAUUUCGAUCUAAUUUGGGAUGAUGGUCCUAUUCAUCCUACAACUGAUACUACAGAAGGUUGGUUAAUCAAUGCAUUGAACACUAUAAACCCGUUUAAUUCAGAAAAUUCAUCGGAAUCAGUACAUGUGUUUGGACCUAAUGGACUACCUAGACUUAAUUCAUUUCUUGGUUGUACUUCAUAUCAAUCAACUAGACAUAAGUUGGACUCGAAAUGUUAAUUUCUGAACAGUAAUACAAAGAUAAUAAGAAAUAAUAAAGAUAUUUACUAUUCAUUACAUUGUGUUUCACUGUAUAAAAGUUUUAUUUGAUAUCAAAAAUAAAUAACAUUCACAGGAUAA